AUGUGUGCGGAUAUAAACGAUGAUGAGGAGCAAAAAGGAUACACCUGGGAGGCAGCUUAUGCAGAUGCCUUGAACAUUCGUGAGGUCCUCGAAGAGGACGACAGUGGCUCGGUCGAAAAAUCAGUGGCCAAACUGAUUUUUGAUGCUAAACGAAAACGACGUCUUACGGACAGACCAGCAAGGGUUCGACUCGGCAUUAUGCGAUAUGUUUAUAUUGUGAUCGAUUGUUCUAUGGCAAUGACCGAUAAGACAUUGCUACCCUCAAAAAUUAGCGUUACUUUAAAGAUUUUGAGUCGAUUUCUGGAGAAGUUUUCCGAGCAAAAUCCAAUCUCACAAAUUGGUGUCAUUAUAUGUAAAGAUAAACGAGCUGAGCGCCUCAUUCAACUCACAGGUAGCAUUCGUGCUGUGCGAGAUGUGCUAUCAACCAUAAAUCAAGCGUCGUGUCAUGGUGAAUUCUCUCUACAGAACGGUCUAUUGAUGGCACUGAAAAACCUGAAACAUUUUCCGGGUCAUGCAAGUCGAGAGGUAAUCGUUGUUGUGGCAAGCGUUUCCACGUGUGAUCCGACGAAUAUUUUCCAAACAUUUGAGGUGAAUUCUGAUGAAUUUUUCAAAAUACACUUAAAAUUGAAAUAUUUUGUAUUGCCAGUGAAAUAUUUUGUGGCAUUUUGCAGUCAUUUGACGGAGACGAGACGAGCGGAUGGCCGUGGUUUUUUGUGUCCCCAGUGCGGUGCACGAUAUUGCGGUUUACCGGUCGAAUGCCGUGUCUGUAAGCUGAUGUUGAUCUCGGCGCCGCAACUAGCACGUUCGUUCCAUCAUCUUUUGCCACUUCCGGCAUUCAAAGAGGUCGAUACGGCAUCGGGGGUAUGCUUCGGAUGUUCGAAAGCGUUGGAGUCGAAGAGUUUUGCAUGUAAACAGUGUGAGACGAAGUUUUGUUUGGAAUGUGAUAUGCUGCUGCAUGAAUCGUUGCAGUUGUGUCCGGCAUGUCACAUAAUGGGUAAAGGCACGACAAGUGUUGCGGUUGGUGCACCGGGUUUGUCGAGGAAGACCGCAUACGAGAAUCGCAUGCAUUCACUGGCCACAGAAAUGAAGCAGUUGGGUAAAACGAACAAGAUUGUCGAUCGUCGUUUGGGUGAACGUGACUCGCAUAUGACACAAGAAGAGCGUAUCGUGAAACGAUUCACUGCCGAAAGACUGAAUGCGUUCAAAAGUAACAAAUUCCAGCUGACGGAUCCUCAAGAUGAAGACGAGCUCACUCAUCGAGGCUCAGCUUUGACGGCAAUUCAGAAGUAUGAUCGUGUGAUGAGUGAUGACGAGGAUGAUAAUGAUGCUGAGGCAGGCGCUGGAAAUGGUCAGGUAUCUGCUGAGGUUGUUAGUAGGACACAUUUUGGUGGCGGUGACAUCUCAACUGAAAGCCAAGACGACGGUGGAGAUAACAGAUAUUUGAGAAGGAAAGAGCUGAUCGCCGAGUUGAUAGCGAAAAGUAAACAGCAACGUUAUGAUAAACAACUGGCGCGAGAUCAGCAAGAGGAUACUACUGAACGAUUGGAUGAACAAUGGAAUAAGUUGAUGCACUCCGAAGCGAUCCAAUCGUUCACCAACGCACCAAAUCAACGAAACAACCGGUCGAACCAAAUCGCCGCCGAUAAAAGUGAUCCAUACGAUCAACUUUUCACUGAAUUGAAAUUAGACACGAGUAGACGUGGUGAAGCAAGCGAACGUCAGAAAACCGAAGAAGAGAUUGCGCGAGAUGAACGAGAAAAAUUGGUGGAACUGGAGAGAGAGCGUAUCGCUCGAAUGCACGAUCACUCGGAUGAGCGGAAGUCGAUACGCGACACUGACAACAUCGAAGAUUUAUCAUCGUCGAACGCAAGUAAGAGUAGAAGGCAGUCUGGUUUUGAGGUGAAAUACGAUGAAACGGGUAAAUUGAUCAAUCCAGAUAAGGUGAAACGAGCACGUAUCAAGCAUAUACGAAUUGAAAACGAGUCGUCAGAUUCCGACGAAGAUGGCACUUAUUAUGAGGAGAUCGAUGAGGAGGAGGAAGCAGAAUUCGAUAACGUUUUUGGGAAUAUGAACGGAGUUGGGGGCGACGAGGACGAAACUCACGAGGAUCAUUUAGAGAGGGAACCGGAUAGUACAGCAACACUUCAGCAGCUGCCAUCUGAAACGUCAAAAGGAGCGAUCGAUUUGCCGUACGUUUUCGAAAUGCCAUCGUCAUAUGAGGCACUCGUGAAGCUGUUUGGUCAGUACAAGUGCUCAGAACUAGCUGUGGUGAUUGAACGUCUCAUUAAAUGCUAUCAUCCAAGUCUUAAAGAGGGCAACAAGAAACGACUCGCACGCCUCUUUCUGUUAUUGCUUAGACCGAUUCAGAUGGAUCGAGAGUAUGGUGCACGAUGUGUGCGUGCACUGUUGAAGCAACACUGGCGAUUGUACACGGCGGAUCGUCAUGCGCCGAUUGGUUUUCGUGCAGUGAGUUUGGUUCGACUGGUGGCUGCGUUAUUUCCGGUUACGGAUUUCUUUCAUCCGGUCUGCACGCCGACCUUGUUCUAUGCGACAUCGAUGCUUGGAACAGUGCGAGUGACGUGUCUACGAACAGCGGCACGUCUACUCGUCCUAGUCGCGAUGAUCACUGAGUAUAUUGUUGAAACGAAAAGGUUACUUUUGUUUUUGAUUUUUUUUUUGAAAUUGAUUCGUUGUCAAAAUUGA
Messenger RNA from Anisakis simplex (herring worm), 2703 nucleotides. NCBI's taxonomy places the organism in Eukaryota, Metazoa, Nematoda, Chromadorea, Rhabditida, Anisakidae. The record is from the annotation of a GenBank genome assembly.